AUGUGCUUCAAAUUCCCCGCCUUCUUCGGCGUCGAGAUCCAAGAGAUCGAGCGAACACCAUACGGGAAGCAAGUAGUCAAGACGACCACAUACGGGUACACGGGGCCGAAAGAACAGGCGCACACGAAGCGCAAGCCCACACGGCGGGACUCGUACCACAGCCGUUCGAGCAGCAACAGCGACAGCAUCUACACCGGCGUGCCCGCGGCGCUGAUCCUUCCUCCAUCGCACCUGCCGCCUCCCCGCUACGAGUACAACGCGAGUGUAGCCGGCAGCGACGCCGCGGGAUACGUCGAGAUCGUCGAUGCCGUGCCGUCGCAGGUCCACCGGUACGCGCUGCCGCCGUCCGCUGCCCCCAGCCCCCCGUUUAGAAGGCAGACGGUGUCCCAGCGCCCGCUGAGCGGGAGGUUCGAGCAGCCGGUUGAGUAUAGUGGUCGCACCCAUAGGGUUUCCCUGCCGCCCGGUGUGACCGUCGAGAGACGUAAUACGAUCGCAGCUACACCGUCCGCGAGAAGGCCCGAGAGCGGCGUCAGGUACAUAAGCACUAGGAAUUCGAGGAAUUCAAGGAGUAGUAAUGCGUCCGAUACCGACUCGUCGCUGUCGUCGUCGGAUGCGUCUGAGGCGUCGGAGAUGGGCGCGGGGAGGAGACGGCGGUGA
This is a messenger RNA of Tricharina praecox, 657 nucleotides long. RefSeq lists its product as uncharacterized. The record is from RefSeq and is a predicted model, not a curated record. NCBI's taxonomy places the organism in Eukaryota, Fungi, Ascomycota, Pezizomycetes, Pezizales, Pyronemataceae. The transcript has a single exon. Bases 1 to 657 code for a protein of 218 amino acids.